This is a messenger RNA of Triticum dicoccoides, 1077 nucleotides long. RefSeq lists its product as uncharacterized. Lineage: Eukaryota; Viridiplantae; Streptophyta; Magnoliopsida; Poales; Poaceae. The transcript has 8 exons. Bases 102 to 722 code for a protein of 206 amino acids. The record is from RefSeq and is a predicted model, not a curated record.
CUAGACGUGGCUUGAGACGAAACCCUGACGGAACAUAGACUACGUACAAAACCACACAACACGGAAGGAUAACGUCGCCGUCGUCCUCGCCGCCGGCGCCGAUGACUUCGCCGUCCGCCCCCGUCCUCCACCGCCUAAUCCUGCCCAGACCCUUCGUACCCUCCUGCCGCGUCUCGCCCCGCACCCCCGCAUCCGUCGCGGCGCAGCCGUCGCCGUCGCCGAGGAGAAUAUGGCGCCUGCCCCUGCUCCGAUCGUCGCUGCCUCCCGAAGGAUCCCCGGCGGAGCUUGUAGCAGAGGACUCCAAGUUCGUACCGCUUAACGCCGAGGACCCGAUGUACGGACCGCCGGCAAUAUUGCUCAUCGGAUUCGAUAAAAGCGAGGCCGUCAAGAUUCAGGAGUUCCUGAAGGAGCUCGACGGUGAUUUCCUCAAGGUGAUUCGUUGUACAGAAGAAAUGACGAAACAAACUUUGUGGGAUGCCAUGCACACUGAGCAGCCUAAUGUAGAAGCUGUCAAGAUUAUGAAAUCUCCGCAAAGAAUAUGCAUCUUUUCUGGUCUGACUGGUGAGGAGAUGAUGAUGUUCAUCAACGCCUACCCAGAAACAGGGUUGGAACAAGCCGCUUUCGCGGCACUUGUUCCCAACAGCGGAGAGAAGGUUCUUGCUGAGGUGAUCGAGGAAAUAAUGGGUGACCAUGAGAUGCUGACGGGAAAGAAUUCAGCAUGAAGGUAGUAUGUCUCAGGUAGUGACCCGUCCGCAGAGACAAAAUCAGGCAGCAUUGAACUGAUCCUCAAACGGUCUCUUGAAAUCACCCGCUCCAAGUGAUCCACCAUGUAAAUGUCAAUCCUUCGACUCUCUCCAUCUGCUGGUAAAUGUUAAUCUCUGGAGAAGUUGAGCAGCUUGUACAUUUGAAACUGAGAUGAACUGAGAUGCAAGAGAUCAAUGUACAUUUGAAACUGAGAUGAACAUUACUGAGACUUUUCUUCUUGACAUAACCAUGUAAUUAAGAUCCUUUUUGUUGGAAGCACUUAAUUCUUGGACAGUUCUCUGUUGUUGGAUUAAGGUACAGAAUUCCUCAGCA